This is a messenger RNA of Xenia sp. Carnegie-2017, 675 nucleotides long. RefSeq lists its product as uncharacterized. NCBI's taxonomy places the organism in Eukaryota, Metazoa, Cnidaria, Anthozoa, Malacalcyonacea, Xeniidae. The transcript is spliced from 4 exons. The coding region runs from base 157 to 546 and encodes 129 amino acids. The record is from RefSeq and is a predicted model, not a curated record. Gene Ontology annotation, biological process: mitochondrial respiratory chain complex IV assembly; mitochondrial respiratory chain complex I assembly. Gene Ontology annotation, cellular component: mitochondrial inner membrane.
GCUAGAACUGACUGCAGUUUGCAGUAAUUGCUGCAGUAACUACUGUUAUAUUUUUAAUAUUGUAUUUCGUGAUCGAUGGAGUCAUUUGACUACCGAAAGUUUUUUUAAAUAUUUGAUAAAAAGAAUAAAAUAUAAAAUAGACUCAUAGACUCGAGUAUGAGUACUGCACGACUAACAAAGAUCGCCGUUUAUGGCGCAGUUGCAUCAAUCACUGGAGCCUUUGUGUUGCAUCACUACACCCAAGCAAAGCUAGCAUCUGGAGAGUAUUACCAGCUGACAACCGAUGCCGUGAGACGUCACAUGAAAUCCAAUGAUGUCCUUGGUGGUCCAUUAAGAUUCACCUAUAUGAACCUCGGACGAAGGGAUAUAAGAAUCACAGAGGAGAAUGCUAUGAUUGUUAUUCCUGUCAAAGGUAGCAAAAGAUCUGGAAAUGUCUUUUCGAAAUCAACAAAAAUUGAUGACAGAUGGCAGCUUCAAAUGGUGGAAAUUGAAGUGAAUGAAAGUGGUGAGAAAAGAAUAAGAGUUUUACCAGAUGAAACAAUAUAGGAAAAACUGAAAUUAUUAAAGCCGAAACUUACAGAGUAACGGUUAGAAAUAGCGAGGGUAAGAUUAAUGAACACACAUCAAACUUUAAUUUCAACUGGAAAAAAUAUAUGGCAAAGUAUUUCAAUAUGA